Molecule: messenger RNA, 1869 nt
Organism: Penicillium taxi
Lineage: Eukaryota; Fungi; Ascomycota; Eurotiomycetes; Eurotiales; Aspergillaceae
Product: Zn(II)2Cys6 transcription factor domain-containing protein
Exons: 4
Coding region: 1-1869 (622 amino acids)
Biological process (GO): regulation of DNA-templated transcription
Molecular function (GO): DNA-binding transcription factor activity, RNA polymerase II-specific; zinc ion binding
Source: RefSeq, a predicted model, not a curated record
AUGGUGUAUCGUGGUAAGCCAAGCGGCGCCUGUGAACGCUGUCGUGGUCGUCGUUUGAAGUGCGAUCAAGGGUCUCCAGCGUGCACCCAGUGUAUGCGAGCCGGGGUUGAUUGUCCAGGGUAUCGAGAUCUUUUCGAAUUAGGAUUUCGUGACCAGAAUGAUGAAGUAAUUCGCAGGUCGCAACGCCUGUCACGUAAAAAGCGAACAACAGUCAUUGCUAGCACUGAAGCCAGUGCCGAAGCCAGUGCUGAGGCAAGCACUGUUGACAGCACUACUGCAAGUACUACCACAGCCACUGUUGCAAGCCAUGUUGAAAAUCAUGUUGCAAGCAAUUCUUCACUACCGAUUGAUGAAGGUGGAGACAUGUCUCUGUCUCCACUGCGUAUGCCUACAUACCCAGCACAGGAGCUGGCGAAGUCUUAUAUCUUUAGCCACUACUUAACAGCAGGUCCUCGUGGUGGCCAUAUGUCAUAUUUACUGCCUCUGGUCAGUGACACGCGAAACUCAGCGAUCAAUGCUGCUCUGAAUGCCGUUGGAAUGGCAGCCUUAUCCAAUAUCCGCCUAUCUCCACAGAUGAUGUUAAAGGCACGGCGAGAAUACACCACAGCUUUGUCACAGACCAAUAGCGCUUUGAGAGAUCCAGUCAUGGCCAAGAGAGAUGAUAUCUUGGGAUCGGUUGUUUUACUUGGCAUGUUUGAAGUCAUGACCUGCAGCGAUGAAUCGUUCAUUGAUCGUUGGAUGAAACACAUGGAAGGUGCCGCAAGGCUUAUAGAGUAUCGGGGCGAAGAGCAAUUGACCCGACCAGAGGGGUUGGAAUUGUUCACACAGCUACGUGCGCAGAUUAACGUUAGCAAUCUUUACUACGAGAAGGCCAGCUCUCCAAUGAUUACUAAGCUUACAGAGACCGCAAAGCAAUAUCGCCAGAGUUUCGAUGACCAAAUUGUUGAUCACCUUGGUCUUGUGGUGUAUAAGCUUAGUGAUUUCUAUGCGGCAUUGAAGAACAUGGAGAUCACAGAGCCUAGGGAGAUACUGCGCACCGCAAUGACACUUGAUGCCGAGCUCAUGUCAAUAUUUAUCAAUGUCCCUCCUCGAUGGAGCUACAGAGUUGUCAAAGUGCCGAUGUUUGACGGUGUGCCUAUCACAAAAGCUGUUUGGGGCGAUAAAUACCAUGUCUACCAUGAUCUUGCUGCCAGCAAAGCAUGGAACAAUUACCGAGCCGCCCGAAUCCUCAUUCAAGAGUUGAUUCUUGAAACUGUGAAGGGUCUAGAUGUUACUGGAUACGAUGAAACUGCUCAGCAACAACAAAGGAACUUGUCCAAUCAGAGCCUGCAGGUUCUGCACCAGUUAGUUGAAGAUAUAUGCGCCAGCGUUCCAUUUCAUCUUGGCGCAGGUAUAGAAGAAGGUGCCGAAUUUCAAACUUCAACUCUAGAACAUGGAGAUCAACCCGAUUCCUCCUCUUUUUGGAAUCCAUUCUUUGGAAAUAUUUCAGCAUUUCCAUCACCAUGGCAAAACAUGCCUCAACAUCUAUCUAUGGAAGGAAUAUCCUCAUCUAGCAGCAAUUCAACACCUCAUUUCUUCCCGGCAAGUACGACAAGUCCAAGAUCGGGAUCCGUUUUCAUGGAUUAUACUUCUAGUCCAUUUGAAGUCUCUGGCGCAGGAGGUGUUACGCUGAUCUGGUCACUGCUCAUUGCCGCCAAUACAGGGUUCGCAUCGUAUGAACUUCGUAAAUGGAUUACGGACUGUCUUGAUAAAAUUGGGCAUUCCAUGGGUAUCAACCAGGCGCUGGCUAUGGCGCAUAUACUACGAAGAGGAAUGAAUUCAAGAGCUUGGUUAUCGCCGGAGAACAAGUCUCCAGUAUUUACUGCCUAA